AUGAUCAACUCUCGCCGCGCCAUCGUGGCUGCGGUCUUUAUCCUCACAGUCUUCUUCCUACUAUCGCGAUCGCACCAGUCGACACCCAGCGUCCCAGCCGCCAAAGAUGCUGUCGCUGCUGAUACCGGCACCAAGGCUGCUGCUCCUGCCUCGAACCCUGACCCCGUGCAACCACCCCCCGAGAAGCCCAAAGAGAUGGAGGUGAAGGAGCGUCGCACGCGUCCUCGCAUUGACAUGUCUGGCAUGUCGACAUACGAAAAGCUCGCCUACGCAUACCCCUACGACGUCGAGACCAAGUUUCCGGCCUACAUCUGGCAGACGUGGAAGCAGAGCCCUGACCAGGCCGACUUCCAGUUCAAGGACCAGCAUGCUUCUUGGACCGUCGAGCAUCCAGGUUUCGUUCACGAGGUCAUCACCGACGAUGUGGCCGUCAACCUGAUUCGCCUGCUCUACGCUACUGUCCCCGAAGUUAUCGACGCCUAUCGAUCCCUUCCGUUGCCCGUCCUUAGGGCCGACUUCUUCCGUUACCUGAUUCUCUACGCUCGUGGUGGUAUUUACACGGAUAUUGACACAUAUGCUAUCCAGAGCUCUGUCAAAUGGCUACCCGAGAAAAUCCCACGCGAGACAAUUGGCCUGGUCAUUGGUAUUGAAGCUGACCCUGAUCGCCCUGACUGGGCUCAGUGGUACAGCCGUCGCAUCCAGUUCUGCCAGUGGACGAUCCAAAGCAAGCCUGGACACCCCGUACUUCGCGACAUCAUUACACGGAUCGCUAAGCAGACACUUAGCAUGAAGCGCCAGGGCAAGUUGGACAGACUGGUCGAUCACGACGUGGUCGAGUUCACGGGACCAGCUGUGUGGACAGAUGCCAUCAUGGAGUACUUUAACGACGAGCGAUUCUUUGACCUGUCGCGAAGCAAGGGAGUCAUUGAUUACAAGAACUUUACCGGUAUGGAGACGAGUAAGCGCGUGGGUGAUGUGGUUGUGCUGCCCAUCACAAGCUUCUCGCCAGGAGUAGGACAGAUGGGGGCAAAGGAGCCCGACGACCCCAUGGCUUUUGUCAAGCACGAUUUUGAGGGAACCUGGAAACCCGAGAGCGAGCGACACAUGGGCGAGCAGAAGGAGGACGGCGGAGAGCAGCAGCCGCAACAGCAACAGCAGCAGGCGCCUGCGCAAUAA
This is a messenger RNA of Fusarium vanettenii 77-13-4, 1176 nucleotides long. RefSeq lists its product as uncharacterized. Bases 1 to 1176 code for a protein of 391 amino acids. Gene Ontology annotation, biological process: protein N-linked glycosylation. Gene Ontology annotation, molecular function: alpha-1,6-mannosyltransferase activity. The transcript is spliced from 2 exons. The record is from RefSeq and is a predicted model, not a curated record. Gene Ontology annotation, cellular component: mannan polymerase complex. NCBI's taxonomy places the organism in Eukaryota, Fungi, Ascomycota, Sordariomycetes, Hypocreales, Nectriaceae.